UCUCCUCCUCCUCCUCCUCCUUCAGUCCGAGAGCAGAGCUGGGCCGGGAGGGCCGCCCAGCCGGGCUGGCGGCAGUGGCGGGAGGAGGAGGAGGGAGGCGAACAAGAUGGCGACGCCGCUGCUGUCCCUCUCGGAGGGGGAAGGCGCCCGCGCUCGGCGGAGGGAGCAGCUCCGAGCCUGGGCUGAGGCCGAAGCUGAGGCAACAACGGUGGAGAAUGCUACUGCGAGUGCUGCUCUUGGCCCGGCCCCGCCUCCUCCUCCUCCUCUUCCCGCCGGCUCCAAGGCCUCUCCUGAAGCGGGUUCCCAGCAGCAGCAGCGGCGGCGGGCCAGAGCGGUGCGCUUCGAGGCGGCGGCCGAGUUCUUGGCGUGUUGCGCCGGGGCCGAGCUGGAGGCGGCGAGGGAGAUGCUGGGCGCAGACCCCGGGGCCGUCAACGGGACCAACGCGGAUGGCAUCAGCGCCCUCCACCAGGCCUGCAUCGAUGAAAACAUGGAGGUGGUUGAAUUUUUGGUGGCAAAUGGAGCUGAUGUGAACCAGGCUGACAAUGAGGGCUGGACUCCGCUGCAUGUUGCUGCAUCCUGCGGCUACAUUGAAAUCGCACAAUACCUCUUGGACCACGGUGCCAACAUUGCUGCAGUGAACAGUGAUGGUGAUGUGCCAUUGGACAUUGCUGAGGCUGACAACAUGGAGGCCUUGCUGCGUUCGGAGAUUGGGAAGAGAGGGGUAGAUGUAGAAGUAGCCAAGCGAGAGGAGGAGGAAAUCAUGCUUCGUGAUGCUCGUCAAUGGCUGAAUGCUGGCAAAAUAUCUGACGAGUCACACCCCAAAACCGGAGCCACUGCCCUACAUGUGGCAGCUGCCAAAGGCUACAUUGAGGUUAUGAGGCUGCUCUUACAAGCUGGCUAUGAGCCCAAUGUGCGGGACAAAGAUGGCUGGGCUCCCUUGCAUGCGGCAGCCCACUGGGGAGUGGAAGAGGCCUGCCGCCUUUUGGCUGAGCACUUUUGUGAUAUGGAGGCCCUCAACAAUGUGGGCCAGCGUCCCUGUGAUCUUGCAGAUGAAGAUACUUUGGCUUUGCUUGAGGAGCUGCAGCGUAAGCAAAAUGAUCUGCGCAGCAAGAAAGAAGCCCACCUGAGGCAAGCUGUAAUCGACACCAGCUUGGAACAGCCCCCAUCUUACACAACCAAGCACCGAAGGAGCUCUGUAUGCCGCAUGAGCAGCAAGGAGAAGAUCUCUGUCCAGGACCAAUCAAAAGAACGCAAGACUUUAGGGACCAUCGCUGUCGGCGAGGAGGAGACCAGUUCAGCCUCAGAAGGAGAGGAAGCUCCUGAAACCAAUGAGGUGAAGACCACUCCCGUGACAGAUACCAGUGCAGUGAAUGGAGUCUCUGUGACCCCCAUUUCUCCUUUGUCCCCCAGUCCCACAGGGCAGAAGUUCUCUGGAGGCUCCAGCCGCACCAUGGAACCAGAGGAUGCAGCAGCCCCUGCCAUCUGGAGGCAGAGCCUACGAAAGACAAGCAGUUUUGGGGUGUUGCAAGAUGCCAAGCUGGAGGAUGGGGCUGCCAAGGAAGGCAGCGGCAUCAAGCGCUCGGCAUCAAGUCCCCGGCUUGAUACAGAGGAAAAGCAAGACAUCCGGGAGCUCUUACAGAAGUGGAACAAGAACCCCAUUGGCCCAGGGUUAGCCCAUAGGAGUGCCGCUUCCGAGUCAGCCAGUGACCCGAGCAAAGAACCACGCCUGGCUCGGGUAACCCCAACCCCCACUCGGCGGAUAUUUGCCCUUCCAGACACAGAACCCCACAGAGAUCCCCGGAGAGCAAACUUAGAAGGUGGCCUUCAGAUGAAGAUAGAUACAGCCCUUGUCCCACACCAGUCCCUCUCUUCCACUGCCAUCAGCUCUGGCAUGGAUCCCCAGGAUCGCCGAAGAUCAUACCAGACGCCGGUGCGAGAUGAAGAGUCGGAAUCCCAGAGGAAGGCCCGUUCCAGACUCAUGAGGCAGUCUAGACGCUCCACGCAGGGUGUUACCCUCACAGAUCUAAAAGAGGCGGAGAAGACCAUGGGCCGGACCGGGGAUUCCAAAACCGUGUCAGAACAGCGAAGCAAAGAGGAUGAGAAGCAUGACAAAGAUGGAGAGCAGCAUGGCCAGGAGACUAUGGUAGAGGCUGGGGACUCUUCUAGAAGAUUUCGGCUCUCCAGUUCAGACAGUGCUUCAGUUUAUACUGUGAAUCCAUUAGUGGUGAAUUCGCAGCCCAGAAGGGGCUCCGAAGCUGAUGAGACCAGCUCAGAGGCAGAUUCAGACCUCCGGAACAGAUUGGCUAUUCGGGACCGCAGGAAAGGCCGUCGAGAGAGACGCAUCACCGGAUUGGGCGGAAACUCAGAGGGUGAAGAUGAUGAAGAUGCUGAGCAAGUCAACAAUGAAGAUCCCUCUGGACAUGGCAGUGAGCACCUAAAUAACCUCCUACCAAACCGGACAGCUCCCUACAGCUGCCAGAGACGGAACAGCGCUUCAUCGGGUUGCAAAGAGGAACCCGAUCACUAUUACAAGAAAUUGUAUGAAGAUCUCUCGAUAGAGAAUGAAAAACUAAAGGAACAACUACAAGAAGCACAGCUGCAGCUGACGCAAAUCAAGCUGGAGCUAGAAAGAGUGACUCAGAGGCAAGAGCGUUUUGCUGAGCGGCCAGCUCUCCUUGAGCUAGAGAGAUUUGAACGUCGAGCUUUGGAGAGGAAAGCCGCAGAGCUAGAGGAAGAGUUGAAGGCUCUUUCAGAUUUGAAGGCCGACAACCAACGUCUCAAAGACGAAAAUGCCGCUCUUAUCCGCGUUAUCAGCAAACUCUCCAAGUGACCACUGCUGCCAUGGCCCCUUGAUGAAGUGGGGCCUAAUUCUGCGCUUUCCUUCUUGCGCACCAGAUCCUCAGUGGGGACAGGAGAAAUACAUGAGGAGAGGGGCAGCCAAGUUUGUAUCGCCACCAAAAACACUCCAGAUUUGGGCUCUUCCAAGCAUCAGCCAAUCAGAAGCCCACCAACUAUGCUUUUCUACAGAGAAGGCCAAGUUUGUCAUCAGAAACAAUGUCUUGCACGUACCCUUUUUCUUUUCCCCCUUUUUCUUUUCUCUUUCCCACUUCAGAGACAGUAUUUAUUUUGUGGCUUCCUUACAGUGAUGUUAUUUGCUUGUUGCUUUUCCUUCAGUGAACAAAGGGAGUGAGGGUGAUAGGAGCCAUGCUUUUUGGAGGUUUGUAGAAGUGGCGUGGCCACAAUCCAGUUCAGCUUCUCUGGCAAUAGGGGAGGUGAAACAACAGCUUGGAAGCAAAAGGCCAGACUUUAGAAGCUGUGUGAAGAGUAGGGUUAAUGGGAAGCCUACUGUCUGGCCUAUAUGAUUUGCUCCCCAAUGGGAAAAGGGUCCUUAGGCUGCAGGCUUGAACCCAAGAGCAGCAUUGUCCCGGCACUGGUCAUCCCAUGGCAUGGGAGAGAGGUUGUCUGGACUCAGUCCAUGCAAGCUCUCACAGCAUGAUGAAGACUUAAUUAAUUGGUCAUUGCAUAAAAUGCUGCCAGAGGGCAGAUGACUCAAAGUUGUAGGGUGAAAGGUUGCAUUUAGUAAAUGACACUUGUAGCAGAGGGGAGCACAACCCAUAGCCUGUGGCUACAUCCCAUGUAGCCUUGAAAUCGAGUGGAACUCCAUCCACUUUUCUCUGUAGCGUAACAAUUAAUUGGGCUGCAAGGAUAGUGGUGGUAGAAGUGCCGUUCUCUAGCUCCCCAAUUCGCUCUCUUCAUGCUACUUGUAGCACUGCAUAGACCAUGAACUUGGUAGAAUAUUGCUAGAGGAUGGGAAUGUUCCAAGAUGUGUUUAGGAGAAUGUAAGCUUUUGUGUAGAGAUCGGUGUGUGUAUGUGGCUCCAAGCUGUUACCACAUGCAGAAGACAAGAAAGAUUGUGCAGCCCUGUUGUAGAGAGCCAGGCAACUGGUCUGUGACCUGGAAAACCUAAGCAAGCAGCUUAGAACAGGUCGAUAGGGUGGGUGGGGAAAUGUGAUUGUAUGAGGCAUUGUAGCCACAGCCUGUUUGAGGCCUUGUACGGUUUAAUCAGAGGGAGAAUCAAGUUGACUGUUAUUUUAUUUUUUAAAUGGUGUGUGUGAUUGUCUGCCUUUCGGUUGUCUCGAACCAAAGGGACGGGGGAGCGCUGAGAGGGCAUUAAAUAGCAGACGGGAUAGUAUUAAUUGCUGAGAAGAGUGUGAAGUGCCAUAGUUGUGGUGAAGGGAGACAGAACCAGGGGUAUGGUUACAGUUGCUCCUUUCCCUUGGGCAAUUGACUUUGACUCCUGUCCUUUUUCCACAACCUUGUUUUGUUUAAAUGUGAGUUUGGCCCUCAAUUGUCCAGCGUUAGGCCAGACUCCAGAGGCCGUUUGUACUCCUUCCUUACCGGAAUCAGGUCUAAGGCCAAGCCCAAAAGAAGUGUCCCCUUUUCUCUUUAUACCUUCUGGACACUACCCAGUCCAGCUGCAAGGUGGUCCAAAUGUUUAUAACCCUGGUGUCUGGCAUGGAUAACAGAGGCCAAAUCCAGCGUCCACAUUUGACAUUGCCCUAAUUGCCAACCUUUGACUCCCCGCUCCUCUUCCUCCAGAAGCUCUGCUUCCUUGACUCCUCCCUGGACUCCGCUGCUGCUUUCCUAGAGGCUGUGCGGGGUUCUACAUGUCUCUCCCGCAUUCUUCUUCCUGCACGCACACAAUCAAAUAUUUUCAACGUUAUAACUGAGGGCUAGAAGUACUUCCAAGUGAAACUGAGGGCUAGAAGUAAUUCCAAGAGAAACGGGUCCAAAGUACUACCCUGAAAAUCCUGUGUGUGUGUAUGUGUGUGUUUUUCCUGCGCUAUCAUGAGCCAAGAUUCCUCUGCCAAAAUAAAUAAUCCAUUCCUUUUUGCCAUGCCCACCCUUUUAUUCCCAUUCCCCUUCCUUCCCCUCCACCUGCCUUGGUCCAUGAAUUCCCCUCCCCAAACAUAUCUGUACAUAACAGAAGUAUUUUCUAUAUGGCUGCAUCGCCAACAAAAACAAGAAGAAGAAAUGCAGAAAAACCUAAAUGUGCAAUAUCGCAUGAGUAUUUUUUUUCCAAAGAAGUCUCUAUAUUGUACUUGUUUAUUCAGCAGCUCAGCUGCAUUUGUUUUAAAGGACAGGGAAAUGAAAGUUACCGUGUUUGACUAUAAUUAAAAAUGAUGAAAAAUUG
Anolis sagrei ordinatus is the source of this 5194-nucleotide messenger RNA. Lineage: Eukaryota; Metazoa; Chordata; Lepidosauria; Squamata; Anolidae. The record is from RefSeq and is a predicted model, not a curated record.